Micromonas commoda is the source of this 651-nucleotide messenger RNA. RefSeq lists its product with no specific name. Gene Ontology annotation, molecular function: DNA binding. The transcript has a single exon. Lineage: Eukaryota; Viridiplantae; Chlorophyta; Mamiellophyceae; Mamiellales; Mamiellaceae. The record is from RefSeq and is a predicted model, not a curated record. Bases 1 to 651 code for a protein of 216 amino acids.
AUGUCGUUGGAAGAGAAGCAAGCGGCGGCGCUGCGCCGACGCCGGCGCGCGUUCCUGGAUGAGGUCGAGCGCAUCAAGAAGAGGCAGGGAGGCAUCACAAAGUCGCAGGAGCAGAUCCUCGAGGGGGUGUACGAGCUCGAACCCAUCCCGGACUGGCGAACCGAGGCUCGACUGGCGAUGCAGCUCGGGCUCGACUCGCUCGCGGUCACCGCGUGGUUCAAGGCGCGGCGGAAGAAGCAGAAGCGGGCGAACAUACGGUACUGGUACACCGUCAUCGUGGGGGUGCUUUUCGUCUUGGGUCUCGUGCUCUACUUCCACGAGCUCGGCGGGCUGUCGGACAUGCUGAAGAAGAGGCGACUGGGCGGGCCACCGAACAAGCGGUUCUUCACCAAGUCGGGUCUGCCGCGCCCGUACAGGGUCAAGCCGCCGGGCGCGAAGAGGUUCCAGGCCCCGAAGGACCCGCCGAAGAAUCAGAAGAAGGACGCCGCCGCCGGCUCCGGCGGCGGCGACAGCGGGGGCAAGGACUCCGCAAAGGCCAAAUCGUCGUCGAGCUCGUCGUUCUUCGGCGGGUCGGCGACGAAGGCGUCCACGGUGCGGUACGCGAAGCCGACGUACGAGCAGGAGGCGGCGGGCAGACGACGGAAUGAGUGA